GAUAUACAUAUUACAUACACAUUUUCAUUGUUUUGUUUUUCACCUAUACAUGGACAGAAUCCUUGUGAAGCACCUGCAUAAGGAAGACCAAUGUUAUUUAGAUGGAAUCCACAAUGUUUAAACUUUUCAAUUUUAAAAAUACCUAAAUCAACAAAACAAAAACAAGAAAAAAAUAAUAAUAAUACAUGCCCUACCACAUGCACAACAAAUUAGCACAUACUGACCACAUACAAUACAUAUAACUGUGGCUUUCUAUAUGAGUAAGAUGCUUGCAUCUCAGAUGGCAUCAACAUAUUUGCACCACAAGUUAGGGGGGUGGCAGUUCCUGUCUGUCCGUGAGAAAGUCUGCUCACCUGCUUAAUGUUCAUUUUACUAGUGCCAAACAUUUAAUAUCUACAAGAUAAUAGUAAUGUUGAAAAACAAAAUAAAUUGUGAAAUGUACAAGGAUUAAAAUAAUGCUGGUAUUGACGUGCUUUUUUCUUUCCCACACCAAGACAAUCAGCUUUCAUUAUAGCAAGGGGAGGAGACAGGAGAGCCGGAAGCUGCUACUUUUGGAGUAUGUUUUAACUACUGUACGAACCUGUAAUGUACUACUUCAAAUUUGUCUGAGCUGCAAGGAUCUGCCAACAUGGUGCAUCCAGAACAUCUAAUCUUUGAAUCCACCUUGCUGAAUAAGCUGACUUCUGGCAGUGCAUUUGCAAUUGCUUUUAUAUUUCUUGUUUUUCAGUACACUUUCAAACUGGACUUUCAGUGCCCAUGUAAUGAUUUUUACCAGUGGUUCUGCGGACUAUAUAUUGGUCUUCCAUUUAUCGGACUUUUUUUAAUACUGACCUUAACCGCUAAAACAUUUACAAUUAUUUCUGCACUGUGGUGUUCUUGUAUACAUGCGUUAUGGUCCCAUGAAGACUGCACACUUGGGAACAUUCUCCAUGUAUCCUGCUCCUGUUCAGCCUGCUCUCGUGCACGUUUCUGUCAGGCAUGCAGAAGAUUUUCCUGUAAAAAUUUUAUGAGAAACCUGUUUCUUUCUGCGUUAUGGAUCAUAACAGUUUUGAUUGAUGGUGACGCUGUGGUGUGCUGGAAUCUGACAGAAGAAAACAUCACACGAACAAACGAUCAAAUUCCUUGUAAAGAGAGCAACAAACUUACUGCUGAAGAAUCUGACAAGAUUAAAUAUUAUCAGGCUCUAUCACAGGCGUUCGGGUUGGGAUUCCUUUUUGCUCUUCCAUUAUUGUGGCUGUUGGUUUCUACAUGUUGUCAGUUUUGCACAACAUCCUAUUACAAGUCUCUAUUUGAAGACAUAUAUGAAGAGGAGACAAUAAGAUAUGCGGAGGAGGAAAUGCGAGAGAGAGUGAAAACAAGUUCUAAAGAAAAAUGUAUUAAUGUUUUAAAUGUACGCAGAACUGAUGGUUUACUGGACUGGACAUACUUGUCUAACCAAAUGAUUGACUUAAUCAUGUCAAGAAACUCUGAAUCAAUGAAUGAACCACCCCAGAACUCGGCAAGACCAGAACCUUCCUCAGCAAGACCAGAACCCUUCUCUGCCACCCCAGAACCUUCCUCAGCAAGACCAGAACCCUUCUCUGCCACCCCAGAACCUUCCUCGGCAAGACCAGAACCCUUCUCUGCCACCCCAGGAGCUUCUUUAGCAAGACCAGUACCCUCCUCUGCUAGCCCAGAACCUUCCUCAGCAAGACCAGAACCCUUCUGUGCCACCCCAGAACCUUCCUCAGCAAGACCAGUACCCUCCUCUGCCAGCCCAGAACCUUCCUCAGCUAGACCAAAACCCCCAUCUGCCACCCAGAACCUUCCUCAGCAAGACCAGAACCCUCCUAUGCCACUCCAAAAGCUUCCUCAGCAAGACCAGAACCCUCCUCUACCAGCCCAGAACCAUCCUCAGUGAAACCAGAACCCUAC
Molecule: messenger RNA, 1914 nt
Organism: Sinocyclocheilus rhinocerous
Lineage: Eukaryota; Metazoa; Chordata; Actinopteri; Cypriniformes; Cyprinidae
Exons: 2
Coding region: 629-1900 (423 amino acids)
Cellular component (GO): plasma membrane
Molecular function (GO): monoatomic cation channel activity
Source: RefSeq, a predicted model, not a curated record